CGGAGAAGAGAGCCCAACGAAAUGGAGAAGAGAGUCCCCAAAGACGGGUUCGUCUACAGAGUGAGCACCUCGGGAGAAUGGGAGGAGCUGCAGAGGACGGGCGCCACUCUGGGCGGAAGUCUCGACCGAAGAACUGGAUGUAUUCACCUCAGUGACCUUGAUCAGGUGAGGAUGGUUCUGAACAACUUUUUCCGCGGUAGGGAGGACCUUUACUUGCUCCAAAUCGACGCGACCAAGCUUGGUGAGGAGUUAAUAUAUGAAGCUGCUGAGGACACCUACUUUCCACAUUUCUAUGGCCCAGAUCGGAGCUAUAGGCCGCUUUCUUUAGAUGUUGUCUCCAAGGCGGAGAAGCUGGAACUGAAAAAUGCUGAAUUCACUUGCAGUCUUCUGGACCAGGCAUGAAGCUGAUUCUGUUUCUUCACUUCACAGAUAAACUUCUGCAUUCGGGUUCAAACCAUUGUAAUCAUGAAAAUACUUAUCAUUUUUUGAAUGAAAAUGUUUGAAAUUG
Messenger RNA from Musa acuminata subsp. malaccensis (wild Malaysian banana), 508 nucleotides. RefSeq lists its product as uncharacterized. Lineage: Eukaryota; Viridiplantae; Streptophyta; Magnoliopsida; Zingiberales; Musaceae. The record is from RefSeq and is a predicted model, not a curated record.